UGUAAUCCCAGUGCCCAGGAGGGCCAGAGAGAGAGAGAAGUGAGCAGCUGUGCCUUUAAAUGCCAUUUCCUUCUAUUGUAUUUGAAUGGUGAUCAGGAAAAAGGAAAUGAAAGCAGAGGGGCUGAGCUAAAAUAGUCAAUGCUGCAAAGGAGACAGCAAUUGCCUAUAUAAGUGACAGUGACACAGGCUUCUCUCUCAGACCUUCCUUCUUGGCCAGAGGACUCAGGCAGCUGCCAGGAAUACAGAUGUGGCAGCACGGUGAUGGAGAGCGGGCAGUUGGCAUCUGACGUUGGGGGUAGAUCUGCAACAGAGAGGAUAGCAUUGCAUGGACCUGCGUUUGUAUGAAUUAGCCAGGACCUACAAGAGCCAAGACAACACAACUGUACAGAGGACAAUACACAGGAGCAAGCAAAUGUCAGCACCCAUCGAGAGGAAGAGCCUGGACCCUGCAGAUGAGCCAGUGGACGAGGUUCUGCAGAUUCCACCCUCACUACUAACAUGUGGGGGCUGCCAACAAAACAUUGGGGACCGCUACUUCUUAAAGGCCAUAGAUCAAUAUUGGCACGAGGACUGCCUGAGCUGCGACUUGUGUGGCUGCCGCUUAGGAGAGGUCGGGAGGAGACUCUACUACAAACUGGGGCGCAAGCUGUGCCGAAGAGAUUAUCUCAGACUUUUUGGUCAGGAUGGUCUUUGUGCAUCCUGCGACAAGCGGAUCAGGGCGUACGAGAUGACCAUGCGGGUGAAGGACAAAGUCUAUCAUCUGGAGUGCUUCAAGUGUGCAGCAUGUCAGAAGCACUUCUGUGUGGGUGACCGCUACCUUCUUAUAAACUCAGACAUUGUCUGUGAGCAGGACAUUUAUGAAUGGACAAAACUUAAUGGAAUGAUGUAGCUAUGGGACAAUGCCCCAGGAGUUUCCUGGAAUGGACCUAAAUGACUCUAAAGUAUCAAGCGAUGGACUUACACUGUAGCAAUAACAACUGACAGUGCAUUAUCUCUUCAACAGAAGAAUUGGUGACAGACUGGGCAUCUACAUUGGAAUCAGCUGGCAGACACAUCUAUGGGUUCUAAGGCUCCUAAUCAUCAGCUACUCCUACCAACCAAUAAUGGUGCUUUUGGAUUUACACAAUUAUUACUGACAUGAGUACUGGGCCCUUCUAAAUAUAGAUCUACUGCCAGCAACUGAAGAUCUAUAUGUGGGACCGUGGAUCCUUCCUGAAGUCUCCAAAGCCAUGUCCUAAUUUGAUCCAUAUUUGGGCAAAAUUGCUCCUCCCAUGUUGAAAAGACCUGACCCGAAACCAGGGUUGGCUUGUAAAGAUAGGGUCAUGUGAAUGUUUACCUGCUGACUUACAGACUAAGGGCUGGAUUCAGAUACAAUGGUGUAUCUAUCCGCCCGGCGUAACGUAUCUCAGAUACGUUACGCCGCCGUAAU
Messenger RNA from Rana temporaria (common frog), 1429 nucleotides. It is a transcript of the gene LMO2, whose product is annotated as LIM domain only 2. The coding region runs from base 326 to 889 and encodes 187 amino acids. The record is from RefSeq and is a predicted model, not a curated record. NCBI's taxonomy places the organism in Eukaryota, Metazoa, Chordata, Amphibia, Anura, Ranidae. Gene Ontology annotation, molecular function: DNA-binding transcription factor binding; transcription coactivator activity. The transcript is spliced from 3 exons. Gene Ontology annotation, cellular component: nucleus. Gene Ontology annotation, biological process: positive regulation of transcription by RNA polymerase II.